This is a messenger RNA of Racocetra persica, 478 nucleotides long. The record is from the annotation of a GenBank genome assembly. NCBI's taxonomy places the organism in Eukaryota, Fungi, Glomeromycota, Glomeromycetes, Diversisporales, Gigasporaceae.
GAUCCAACUGGUGUCUUAUGGCAUAACUUUUUAAAUUAUGAUUCAAAAAAGGCGACUGGAUAUGUUAACCUAAGAAAUCAAGGAGUUACCCUAAAAAAUCAAGGAACAACAUGUUAUUUAAAUGUCGAGUUACAAUUAUUAUAUAGCAUAAAAUAUUUUCGUAAGGCAAUAUAUCAAAUACCUACAGAAGGUAACGAACCAGACAAAAGUAUUUCUUUGGCCAUGCAAAGGGUUUUUUAUACAUUACAAGAAUCAGAAAAUUCAGUUGGAACAGUGGAAUUAACAAGAUCUUUUGGUUGGGAUUCGUCAUAUUGUUUUAUGUCUCAUGAUGUACAGGAGUUUGAUAGUGUGUUACUAGAUAAAAUGAAGAAUACAAGUGCAGAUGGCGCUAUUUCUAAAUUGUUUGCAGGAAAGAUGAAGAGUUAUGUUAGAUGUGUCAACAAAAAUUAUGAGAGUUCGCGUAUUGAAGAUUACUAUG